Molecule: messenger RNA, 2430 nt
Organism: Gilbertella persicaria
Lineage: Eukaryota; Fungi; Mucoromycota; Mucoromycetes; Mucorales; Choanephoraceae
Product: chitin synthase 2
Exons: 9
Coding region: 1-2430 (809 amino acids)
Cellular component (GO): cell septum; cell periphery
Molecular function (GO): chitin synthase activity
Source: RefSeq, a predicted model, not a curated record
AUGCAUUCUACUACCAGUAUCGAUUGCGAUAUAUCAGAAGAAUCAACAACUAGUUUACAAAAACUUACGCCGUGCCGAACACGACAUUCAGCAGUUAUAACGCAUGCCAAUAUUCUCCAUAGAGCAAUUGACCCUGGAAGUAUACCCAACUAUCUGUGCCGACCAUAUCAGCCUGGAUUAGGCUCCAUGACAUCAAGUCCUUUGAUACAUAACAUUAUACCAGGUGCUUAUUCUUCACCUUAUAUCAAUCGAAAGCCAGUCAAUCAAUGCAACUUUGUGCUUGACUGUCCUGUACCUACUCGAUUAAUGGAGGCAAGUGCUCGAAAAGAAAAAGAAUUUAGUAUGAUGCGAUAUUCUGCUGUUACUUGUGAUCCCAAUGAUUUUGCAACAAACCAUUAUACGCUUCGACCUCAAUUACAGAAUCGCAAUACGGAACUUUUUAUAGUCAUGACAAUGUACAAUGAAGAUGAAAUAUUGUUUUGUAGAACAAUGCAUGGUGUUAUGAAGAAUAUCGCACAUUUAUGCUCAAGAUCAAGAUCAAAAGUAUGGGAUACAGAAGGCUGGAAAAAAGUAGUUGUGUGUAUUGUAGCUGAUGGCAGAAAAAACUGUGAUCCACGAGUAAUGGAUGUACUUACUACAAUGGGCGUUUAUCAAAAAGGAAUAGCAAAAAACAUAGUCAAUGAUAAGCCUGUCCAAGCACAUUUAUUUGAGUAUACAACGCAAAUAUCUGUAGAUUCAGAUAUGAGAAUAAGGGGAGCAGAAAAGGGAAUUGUUCCUGUCCAAGUACUGUUUUGUUUAAAGGAACAAAAUGCCAAAAAAAUCAAUUCACAUCGAUGGUUCUUUAAUGCAUUUGGACCUAUUCUUCAGCCCAAUAUUUGUGUCUUGCUAGAUGUAGGCACAAGGCCUGGAAAUUCUUCGAUUUAUCACUUGUGGAAGGCAUUUGACACCAAUGAAAAUGUAGGAGGAGCAUGUGGAGAAAUUUGUGUCAUGAAAGGAACAGCAUGUAUGGAUCUCCUGAAUCCUUUAGUGGCAGCACAAAACUUUGAAUACAAAAUGUCCAACAUAUUAGACAAACCACUCGAGUCUGUGUUUGGCUAUAUAUCUGUCUUGCCCGGUGCUUUUUCUGCUUACAGAUAUGCAGCAAUACAGAACGAUAUAAACGGUGUAGGCAAUUCAGACAUCUUUACAGCCAACAUGUACUUGGCUGAAGACCGCAUUCUAUGCUUUGAAUUGGUAGCCAAGAAGCAUCAGCGUUGGGUACUCAAGUAUGUAAAGAGUGCCUUUGGAGAAACAGACUGUCCAGAUCAAUUACCAGAAUUUAUUUCACAACGAAGACGAUGGCUCAACGGUAGUUUUUUUGCAGCUGUUUACUCUCAAUGGCAUUUUUCUCGGAUCUGGUGUACCAACCAUUCAGUGGGCAGAAAGAUUACACUAUCUAUUGAAUUCUUUUUCAACUUUAUCAAUCUGAUUUUUAGUUGGCUAGGCAUGGCCAAUUUCUAUCUUACAUUUCACUUUGUAACAAAAUCAUUAGCAUCUCCUGAAAUGGACCCCUUUGGUAAUGGGUGGGGGCAAUGUAUAUUUCUGACAACAAGGUACCUCUAUAUCUUCUUGUUUAUCGCUUCCUUCAUUUGUUCCAUGGGCAAUAGACCACAAGGUUUUUUUGUUAGAUCAAAAUGGAUGUUUAUUAUUUCAGUCAUUGCUUAUGGAAUCAUUAUGGUAAAGGGAAUAGAGACAGCUGGCUGGGACCCUGUUAGCCCUAUAGGAAACCUCGGACUGUUACUGAGUCAAAUGGAGUUUCGACAUGUAGUUGUGUCUAUAUUUGCUACCUAUGGUCUCUACAUUGUGGCUAGUAUUCUCUAUAUGGAUCCAUGGCAUAUGAUUACUAGUUUUUUACAGUACAUGUUUCUGCUGCCUACAUAUGUUAAUAUACUGAAUGUGUAUGCAUUUUGCAAUAUUCAUGAUGUAAGCUGGGGAACAAAAGGAGACAAUGCAACACCAAUGGAUCUGGGUGUAGCAAGCAAAGCUAUGACAAACGAGAAAGGCAUAGAAGCUGUAGAAGUUGAAUUGGAGAAUGGGAUGGAUCAAAUUGAUCGUUGUUAUGAUGAAGCACUUGACAGUUUACUGCUAAAACCGGAAAUUAUUCGACAGAGUCGAGCUCCUAAAACAAAACAAGAUGACUAUUAUCGAGGAUUUAGAACUCGUUUGGUUCUGACUUGGAUUGGAUGCAAUGCAAUACUUGUUGCUUUUGUCACAAGUGGUACACUCCAUUCUCUUUUGGCAAAUACAGCAGAGAAGCAGGCAGUUGAGGAAUACGAAAGUGCAGUGGGAUCAGCAUAUACUGGAUUUGUACUAUGGAUGGUAGCAGCCACAGCAACUUUCCGGUUUGUAGGGAGCUUGCUUUACCUUGUAUUAAAUUGCUUUAAUGUAUAA